This is a messenger RNA of Solanum dulcamara, 854 nucleotides long. RefSeq lists its product as uncharacterized. NCBI's taxonomy places the organism in Eukaryota, Viridiplantae, Streptophyta, Magnoliopsida, Solanales, Solanaceae. The record is from RefSeq and is a predicted model, not a curated record. The transcript is spliced from 7 exons. Bases 278 to 751 code for a protein of 157 amino acids.
UGGAUAAGGCAAACAAAUGUCUGAACUGCCCCUCAAUUUCUUUAUAUACUCUUUAGAAUUGGUAAAGAAACACACUAUUCUGCUCUUUGACACCUUCCCUUUUUAUUUGACGGAUUUUGUCUUCUUUGGUGAUGGAGAAGGUGUAAGCCGUGUAGGGUUAACUGAACAACAUCUUCACUAUUAGCCUCCAACUAUUUGCUUUUCUAACAAGUAAUAACACCCACCGAAUUAACCGAGGCUGAGCAUUCUUUUCGAUCAUUAGAUAUCAAAGUGCAACAUGGGGUUGAGGUUGAAGAUCCUAAUCGUACAUGUAACUAGUAGGCACUUUCUAUUCGGUGGUGUUGUGGUACCGUUGCUCCUCCUCGUUCUCCUCCACAUGGCUAGUUGGGAUUGCUUGAAGGCUACUUUUGGACUUCUGUCUUACACAAUCUCCCAAGCAUCUGGAGCUCUAAUAAUUUUUCCACUCAUUAAGGUUCUUGGAGGGAAAGAAUUUGAAGCAAAGGGGUUGAGGUUGAAGAUCCUAAUCGUCCACGUAACUAGUAGGCAUCCUCUAUUUGAUGGUGUUGUGGAGCUCAUUCGGCUAAUGCCUAUUGAGUGCCACUUGUUGGUACUCAUACUAUACUUUCUCACCUUGCAAAUCAAAGUAUGGGUUUUCACUACUGAUUUGGAUAUCAUACAGAGAAACUCUUGGAUUUUUGGAGACUUGGGUGAGCUCUUGACAAUUGGAGUUGCCUAUCUCCCUCUGUUUUAAUUGGACUAGUAUUUAUUUUGUAUUCAAAGAUGGUUGUACUAUUAUCGUAUUUGUAUAAACCUUGUACUUCCUUAUUUAGUUUAGUAGCUCGACUACCGACUGA